CUUGGAAACUCGUCACUAGUGCUCCUCGGGCGUUCCAUAGCCGUAGGAUUCAGGCUCAAUCUGUUUCGGUGCUGUUGCAGUGCUGAAGGUUAUCCUGUUGUUCGUUGAUAUUGUUCGGAUUCUCCCGGAAUAACAAACAAACAAUGUCAACCAGUAGCCAGCCAAGCUCUGAUGCCACCAUAGUAAAAGUAGGAUGGAUUCAAAAGAGAGGUGAAUACAUAAAAAACUGGAGACCAAGAUACUUUCAGCUUUGGAGUGAUGGUAGUUUUGUUGGUUACAAGGAACUUCCUAAAUCAAAAGACACUGAACCUCUUAAUAACUUCUCGGUUGCCAAGUGCCAGAUAAUGAGACAAGAGAGACCAAAACCCAACUGUUUCAUCAUGAGGUGCUGGCAGUGGACAACACUCGUAGAAAGGACUUUCCAUUUGGAUGACGCUAAUGAAAGGGAGGAGUGGAUAACUGCAAUUCAAGAAGUUGCCGAUAAGUUGCGUGAAAGUGACAAGUCAGAAGAAAUUACUAUAGGAAGUGUAGAUAACCAAAAAAUGACUAUAGAGGACUUCCAGUUGCUUAAGGUGUUGGGAAAAGGAACAUUUGGCAAGGUUAUAAUGGCUGCAAUGAAGAGGACUGGGGAAGUGGUUGCACUAAAGAUUUUAAAGAAAGAAGUUAUUGUCGCCAAAGAUGAAGUUGCACAUACAUUGACAGAAAACAGAGUUUUGCAGUCAACAGUUCACCCUUUUCUUACAGAACUACGUUGCUCUUUCCAAACAAAAAACAGAUUAAUAUUUGUUAUGGAAUAUGUGAAUGGCGGUGAGUUGUUUUUCCACUUGUCUAAAGAACGUGUCUUCUCUGAGGACCGUUCAAGGUUUUAUGCCGCAGAAAUUAUUCUGGCUGUGAAGUAUCUUCAUGAACACAAAGUGGUUUACAGAGAUCUAAAGCUUGAAAAUCUUCUUCUAGAUUCAGAUGGUCACAUUAAACUCACUGACUUUGGUCUCUGUAAAGAGGACAUCACAUAUGGAUCAACCACAAAGACUUUCUGUGGUACUCCUGAAUACCUUGCUCCAGAGGUGCUGGAAGACAAUGACUAUGGUCACGCUGUAGAUUGGUGGGGAGUAGGCGUGGUCAUGUACGAAAUGAUGUGUGGCCGUCUACCAUUUUACAACAGGGAUCAUGAAGUUCUCUUUGAACUUAUCCUGACGGAGGACGUAAAGUUUCCAGCGAGAAUUACUGAUAAUGCAAGAAGUGUCCUCUCUGGACUCCUAGAAAAAAGCCCUACACAACGUCUUGGAGGUGGUCCAGAUGAUGCAAAGGAAGUCAUGAAACAUAUAUUUUUUGAAACAAUUAACUGGGAUGACAUAUUGAACAAAAAGGUAAAACCACCUUUCAGGCCCACUGUCAAGAGUCCGACAGAUGUAUCAAAUUUUGACGAGGACUUCACAAAGGAAAUACCCCAACUCACACCUCCAGAAGGAGAUCUCCCAGACAUUGCUGAGGAAAGUGAAGCUUUUGAACAAUUUUCAUUCAACCCAGAGAAGGGAAGCAACAUACCGUCAUAACAAAGCCAUGUUGAUCAAAUAUUUGAAGAGUGUGAUAUUAUCACUGAUGAUAAUUAUUGUAACAUUAUUCUGUUGCUGCAAGUUUUGCUGUUUGUUUUUUAAUAAUCCUUAAUUUAUGCAUUCUUCAGAAAACAACCAUGCUAGCUGUCUCUGGUAAUUAAAUUUUGUUAGUUACCUGCUGAAAUUUUAAGGCUGUCUUCAAAAAUCUGGUAUGGAGAGUAAUGAUGACACUCUGUGCAUGUGGCUUGAAACUUCUGCAAAUGUUUAAUUCCACAAAUUGGAAUAAACUGUUACAGUUUGAGAUGACUGAAAUUUGUUCUUAGAGCUGAUUUUUACAAUCUUCUUUUAAAGCGUAAGAGCAUUAUCAAGGAAUGAAGUGUGAUAUUUUCAAUUCCUAGUUAUGGUACAAUCCACUUAACCAACAUGUAAGUGAGAACAGUGUCAUUGUACUUAACAGCUUACUACUGCACAAAAGGACUACAAUCCAUGAUUACUGGAGACAGCCUUCACAUGUUAGGCCCCAAAUUUCCAGAGCUAGUUGUUUGCAACAGUUUUUUUUCCUUUUUUUUGAGCAGUCCAUGCCAUAUUAUAUUUUUCCAGGCCUGACCUUUCAAGAAAAAAUGCUGUAGAAAUGAGUUGUAGAAUGGCAUUUCAAUGUUGAUUAAAAUUUUUUUUUUGUAAGUAUUACUUGGUUCCUUUGUCUGCCAAGUGAAUUAUAUUCAUUUGUAGUAUUAAUCUUCUUAGGUCAUCAAAUUUACUAAAUUUAUUUUUAGAAAUUAAAAAAAUUAUCCUAUUUUCAGGCCUAGUCUUUCAUAGGUGUUAAAUCCAGACAUCUAAAGUAAUUUUUUCUAUUUAGCUAUUUUUAAAUAGUAGUACUGUAACAGUUAUUCUUCAGGGGGGGGGGGGUAGGUUUGUAAAGAAGCUGUGGUGUUGCGUUAGUAGGAGAGUAUAAUAGGGUAAUUUAUUAUUAUCAACUGAGUUGAGAAUGUGAAUUGGCCAUUGUAAAGAGUUGCCAAAGCUGAUGUUUCAAGUGUUAGCCCUGUGUCAGAGCAAAUGAGCUUUCAAACUCUUUACAAUGGCCAGUUAAAUUAUCAACUCAGUUGUUAGAACUAAAUUACCCAGUUAUUCUUUGGAUUACUCAUCCUUGUGAAACUCAAAAAACCAUGAACACUUUGAAUUUAUUCUGACAGGUCAAUUGUGUAAAUGAAAUAAGUUAAGAGAAAAUCUCAAAACAACAAACUAGCUACCAUCCCUGUUUGCUGUUUAGUUUUCUUACAGCUUGUUGGCCCUUAACCCGUUGACUCCUAAGAUCUGAUUGUCAAUUCUCCCUUCUUGCUCCCACACAUUUCCUUGUAAAUUAGUAAAGAAGAAGUUGGUGUUAGAUCAAGAUAACAACUACUCUAUAAGCUUGAUUAUUCUCUUUACCUGUUUACUGGUUAUUGUAUGGAUAUUAUAGGGAGAAGUUGUAUGUUUAUCAUGUCUGGGAGUCAAAAGGUUAAUUUGGAGUACAGUAGAUAGUUGAAGUUUUCAAAGAUUUCAAAGUUUCAUGGUAUCAAAUGAAUAAAGGGGUAAGUUUCUAAAGAAACUGUGGUGCUGCGUCGGUGGGAGAGUAUAGCAGGUAAUUUAGUGUCAACAACUGGGUUGAAAAUGUAAAUUAGCCACCAUAAAGGGUAAAAAAGCUGACAUUUCGAGCGUUAGCCCUUCGUCAGAGCUCGAAACGUCAGCUUUUUUACCCUUUACGGUGGCUAAUUUACGUUUUCAACCCAGUUGUUAACACUAAAUUACCUUUCAUGGUAUCACUAUGAUAUGGAGAAGUUUGUGUUUGGUUUUGUUGUACCAUAAGUCUGUAUGUUUAAAACCCAAUUUGAUUCAAUUGAUUUCAAUAUUUGAAAGUAUUUUGCAUACACAACAGUAAUUUUUAUAGGUAGAAUUUGUAAUAACAGGUAAUAUAAUCAGCUAAAAAUAGAACAGAAAUAAUCCUUAGUGACUUGUUUCAAAAAAAUGAUUAUGUUGAAUGGUAGAGUUUCAUAAUGAACAGAAAUGUUCAGACAAGUAAAUGUACAUUGCCGCAAAGUUCUUGAAAAUAAAACAUUGUCCAUCACUUGCACUGUAAAAAAACUGUCAAAAGUUGGAAUUUUAAUUCAUGUAGCACACUGUACCACCUUGCAAAUUUUUGCAAAUGAAGCAUCUAAUUAUUUUGUGGUUGAUACUGAAACAGUGUAAAUAAUUCAGUGUUAGGUUUUUUCCUUUAGUAGUCAUUCUGCAAUAUGUGGUAAAUUACAAGUAUGAUUAAUAUUUUAUUCUGCACUUUUGAUAAUUUU
Pocillopora verrucosa is the source of this 3874-nucleotide messenger RNA. RefSeq names its product RAC-gamma serine/threonine-protein kinase. Gene Ontology annotation, molecular function: ATP binding; protein serine/threonine kinase activity. Gene Ontology annotation, cellular component: nucleus; cytoplasm. The record is from RefSeq and is a predicted model, not a curated record. Gene Ontology annotation, biological process: protein phosphorylation. NCBI's taxonomy places the organism in Eukaryota, Metazoa, Cnidaria, Anthozoa, Scleractinia, Pocilloporidae.